ACUUGAUAUGAUAAAAGGAUUAUUUUUUAUAUCUGAUAAGUGGCCGACGAUCGGCCACUUGGCAUCGGAUUCUUGUUGCGGUAGUUCGCGUAUCUAGUAACGAUGUCGGAAUCUGUGAAUGUGGUGGAUCAGGUCGCGGCAGACACGCAGGUGUCUGUGCAUGUCGUGCAGGAACCGGAGCCAAACUCCGGCGUCGAGCUGAAGAGGGACUUAUUGCAGGUCGUCGCCGACCACGAACAGGCCGCCAUGUUGAAGAACAUGAAUGAGCUCUUGCGGCCGGUGUCUGUAUCAGGCAUGAUGGAGCACGCCCUCGUGCACCGCGAGCGCGUCGGAGUGCAAGACUUCGUGCUGCUCGAAGACUUCCGAUCUGAAGCCGCUUUCAUUGACAACCUCAGGAAACGAUUCAACGAGAACAUUAUCUAUACGUACAUCGGCAACGUGCUUAUAUCCGUGAACCCAUUCGCAAUUGCAGACAACGCCUACAGGUCUUUGGUAUAUGAACACAGAGAACAGUGCAUUUUGAUCUCAGGUGAAUCUGGUUCAGGCAAAACAGAGGCGUCCAAAAAAGUCUUAGAGUACAUAGCAGCAAGAACAAAUCACCUUCGCAACGUAGAAACUGUUAAGGACAAACUUCUCCAAACGAACCCCCUACUAGAAGCCUUCGGUAACGCGAAAACACACAGAAAUGACAACUCCAGUCGUUUCGGAAAGUACAUGGACGUCCAGUUCAACUAUGAAGGAGCCCCCGAAGGUGGACACAUCCUUAACUAUCUUCUUGAGAAAUCCAGGGUAGUCAGCCAAAUGUCUGGAGAGAGGAACUUCCACAUCUUCUAUCAACUAUUGGCUGGAGCCGACCAGGAUUUGUUAAGACAAUUGAAACUGCAAGGAAGGCCGGAAGCUUACAAAUACACUACUGAUGCGGGUGCCCAAGGAAACCAACGUAACCAAGACGCCGAACAGUUCCGUACAGUGCAAGCGGCCAUGAAAGUCAUUGAAAUUAACCAGGCUGAACAAAAUGAGAUUUUCGAGAUCGUCGCCAGUGUCUUACAUCUAGGAAAUGCUAAGUUCGUACAAAAUGACAAAGGAUAUGCUGAGAUUCUGUCACAUGAUGCCAACUCCAACAACGUCGCUGAGCUUCUUAAAGUAGACAGCACAAAAUUAAGAGAGGUACUCACCAGCCGUACGAUCAGCGCUCGUGGAGAUGUUGUCUGUACUCCCUUGGACCUGGAACAGGCGCAAUACGCCAGGGACGCCCUUGCCAAGGCCAUCUACGACAAGCACUUCAGCUGGCUGGUCUCCAGGUUGAACGCUUCCCUCGCACCUAAGGACAAGGACAGCCAAUCGUCUGUCAUUGGUAUUCUGGACAUUUACGGAUUCGAAAUCUUCCCUAAGAACAGCUUCGAACAGUUCUGCAUCAACUUCUGUAACGAGAAGCUGCAGCAGCUGUUCAUCCAGCUGACGCUGAAGCAAGAGCAGGAGGAGUAUCUACGCGAGGGCAUCGAGUGGGAGCCCGUCGAGUACUUCAACAACAUCGUCAUCUGCGACCUCAUUGAGGCCAGGCACACUGGUAUCAUCGCGAUCCUGGACGACGAGUGCCUAAGGCCGGGAGACGCUACGGACCUGAGCUUGCUGGAGAAGCUGACGCAGAACCUGGAGCCCCACCCUCACUACAAGUCACAUCGCCGCUCUGACAUCAAGACACAGAAGAUCAUGGGACGUGAUGAGUUCUGCCUAGUGCACUACGCGGGCGAGGUGACGUACAACGUGAGCACGUUCCUGGAGAAGAACAACGACCUGUUGUUCCGCGACAUACAGAGCCUCAUGGCCACCAGCGGGAACACUAUCGUCGCUAGCUGCUUCAAGGACAUUAACCUAGCGAGCAAGAAGCGACCAGAGACAGCGAUCACUCAGUUCAAGAACUCAUUGAACGAGCUGAUCAAGAUCCUGAGCAGCAAGGAGCCUUCCUACAUCCGAUGCAUCAAGCCCAAUGACUUCAAGGCGCCUAUGCAAUUUGACGACAAGCUAGUGUCUCACCAAGUCAAGUACCUCGGUCUGAUGGAGAACUUGCGCGUGCGCAGAGCUGGGUUCGCGUACAGGAGGACUUACGAGGCCUUCCUGGAGAGCACAAAAAUCUUCAUUCGCUUCCCGAAGACGCUAUUCGAGACAGAAGACGCUUACCAGAUCAAGAAGAAUGACAUCGCGACCAUCAUCCAGAGCAGAUGGCGAGGAUACUGGCAGAGGAAACAAUAUCUUAAGAUGAAACAGGCAGCCAUUGUUAUACAGAAGUGGGUGCGAAGGUUCCUCGCUCAAAGACUUCUGGCCAGGAGAAAGAAGGCCGCGAUGGUCAUCAGGGCUUUUAUCAAAGGCUUCAUCACCCGCAACGGUCCAGAGACUCCAGAGAACCGUCGUUUCUUGGGUAUUGCUAAGGUCCACUGGCUCAAACGCCUUGCGACCCAGCUGCCUACAAAGAUAUUGGACCUGUCAUGGCCGCCGUGCCCCGCGACGUGUCAGGAAGCUUCCAAGGAGCUACACCGUCUGCACCGCGCCCACCUCGCGCGCAAAUACAGACUCGCACUCACGCCGCAAGCUAAAAAGCAGUUCGAGCUUAAAGUACUCGCUGAGAAGAUGUUCAAGGGCAAGAAGAACAGCUACCAGGCCAGCAUUGGCGAGCGAUUCCAGGACGACCGCCUGACAUCGGAACACCAAACCCUCAGGAAUACCUUCAUGGCAUCACCUUCCUGGCCUACCGGAGAACAACUUAUUUACUCAUGUGAGGCAGUGAAAUACGACCGCCGCGGUUACAAGCCUCGUGAGCGCGCCCUGCUCGCCUCGGACAAGGCGCUCUACGUACUGGACGCGGCCGGACGCAAGACGUACAAACUCAAACAUCGCCUGCCUCUAGACAAGCUACGCGUCGUCGUCACCAACGAGACUGAUACGCUUGUACUCAUCAAGAUACCACAGGAACUUAAGAAGGAUAAGGGUGACCUGAUCAUCUCCGUAUCGCAUCUGAUCGAGGCGCUGACCAUCGUCACAGACUACACCAAGAAACCCGAACUUAUUGAGAUCGUCGACACCAGGACUAUCGCGCACAACCUGGUGAAUGGUAAGCAGGGCGGCACCAUCGAGGUACAGAACGGUCCGCAGGCCAACAUACACCGCGCCAAGAGUGGAAACCUGCUCGUUAUCGCGACUCCCUGAGCAGACCGAUAUUGCAAGAAACUACAACAACGACGUUACUUAGAAUUACUAAAAUUAUUCCAUUUCGUAUUACAUAGUAUUUAUUGUUAGUACCAAUGUAAUGUGCCUGCUCGUUGUACAUAGCAAAUACAAGCCCUACCUUCCUGAAAUAAGUCAUAAAAUACCGUAAAAGUUCUACAAUUUUCAUAUUUUUUUUAUGAAAAGUCUCCCAAGUUUUCACCAUAGCAGGCGCAUGUUUACAUAAGUAAAACAUAAAGUUAGUAACUUUGCAUUGAAGUUAAGUGAACAAACGUCUAGUGAACUUAAGUUUUAUAAAUUACGACAAUUUUUAUGUUUCCGUACUUAUUUUUUAUCCAUAUUUUAUUUUAUACCCUGUAUAAUUAAGUACGCAUUAUUGAUAAAUACUUAGAUAUUUUCCAAUGUGAGCUGAACCUACUGUUUUGUUAGUUAUGUUGUGCUUAAUUGAACAGACAAAUUACAAUUUUUACACGUAUUUUAUAAAUGAAAUAUUAUGUAUAUGGAAGUGUUAUUAAUAUAUAACAGUUUAAUGAAAUUUUUAUGUAUUAAAUGUGAUAUAAUGUUCAUGAGAUUUUCGUACAAAGUACUUAGUAUUUUUUGUAUGCCAUACAAGUUAGGUAUCGCGCGAAAUGUGUCAAUUAUUGUUACAUAUAUGUAUUAGAAAUUAUGAAAUCCCGUAAAGGGUAAUUUUGUAAAUAAGUCUAAAAUACGUCCUAUCUAAAAUAAAAAGAUCAAUGUUUAGUCGUAAUAUACCAAAGGUAUUUUAAUUUUCCAAAUUUUUCGAAAUGUGGUUAACACGGUUAUAUAGACAGGCACUAUGAUUAUGUAAUAAAAUUAUAAUAUUGAGAUAAUUGACACAUUUCCUUUGUUUGUAAUAAUGAUUAAGCUGAAUCAAAGGUGCCUACUAUAAGGAAACAAUUUGAAUUAAUGUUACAAUGAAUGUAUUUAUAAAAUUAAGAUAAAUAUGCUUGGCGUGGUCUGAAACACUUGGAUAGAGUACGACCAUUGCUGUCUAUAACAUAAUUACGAACAUGAGGCCUAUUGUACAGCAUAUUGAUAGAUUAAUACAUUGCAAUUUGAACAGUAUGAUAAAUUGUAUGGAAUUAGACGUCCUGGAAUUAGUAAAGUACUUUUAAUAUUAAAUCGCGCCUAAUUGUAAACAGGAACAUGAAUGUGAGCAAUAGACCUCAAAUGGCCAUAUUAAGGUACACAGGCUAAUAAGUGCCUUGUUUAUAAGCCAGUUCCUUCAGUCAUUUUUAAAUAAAUGUAUUUUAAUAAAA
Spodoptera littoralis (African cotton leafworm) is the source of this 4499-nucleotide messenger RNA. The record is from the annotation of a GenBank genome assembly. NCBI's taxonomy places the organism in Eukaryota, Metazoa, Arthropoda, Insecta, Lepidoptera, Noctuidae.